This is a messenger RNA of Helobdella robusta, 672 nucleotides long. RefSeq lists its product as hypothetical. Gene Ontology annotation, cellular component: mitochondrion; membrane. Gene Ontology annotation, biological process: heme biosynthetic process. NCBI's taxonomy places the organism in Eukaryota, Metazoa, Annelida, Clitellata, Rhynchobdellida, Glossiphoniidae. Gene Ontology annotation, molecular function: protoheme IX farnesyltransferase activity. The record is from RefSeq and is a predicted model, not a curated record. The transcript has 2 exons. The annotation marks the transcript as partial.
CCACUGCAAGCAGUGACCUUUGCGGGUCUGACCUUCACAACUGGGGGUCUGAUACUCUUCACUUGUACCAACCCUCUGACAGCAACUCUAGGCCUGAUGAACGUCGUAUUAUACACCCUCAUUUAUACCCCAAUGAAGCGCACAAACAUUGCGAAUACCUGGGUGGGGGCUAUCGUAGGAGCCAUACCUCCCAUAAUGGGGUGGACCGCGGCCACCGGGUCACUUGACAUAGGAGCAAUCCUAAUGGGCGGAGUACUGUAUGCGUGGCAGUUCCCGCACUUCUGUGCCCUCAGCUGGAACCUUCAAUCCGACUAUUCUCGAGCCGGAUAUCGGAUGAUGUCGGUUAUCGACCCGGAUCUCUGUAGGCGGGUCUCGCUGAGAUAUAGCCUAGCGUUGUCCGGUUUAACCUUACUAUUUCCGGUUGGUAACGUAACGACGUGGACUUUUGCAGUUGAUUCACUUCCGUUAAAUUUGUGUUUAAUUUAUCUGGCGUUUAAUUUUUAUCGAAAGGGCGAUAGCUCGUCGUCUAGGAAGCUAUUUCGUUAUACCUUGGUGCAUUUGCCGCUUCUACUGGUGUUUAUGAUUAUUAGUAAAACCCAUUUUGGCGAUGAUGACGUCAGUAAAGAUGGCGGUGCGAAUGAUGGUAAGAUGGUAGAGGUGAGAGUUGAGUGA